Pongo pygmaeus (Bornean orangutan) is the source of this 1587-nucleotide messenger RNA. It is a transcript of the gene LGALS12, whose product is annotated as galectin 12. Gene Ontology annotation, cellular component: cytoplasm. The transcript has 10 exons. Gene Ontology annotation, molecular function: lactose binding. The coding region runs from base 256 to 1200 and encodes 314 amino acids. Lineage: Eukaryota; Metazoa; Chordata; Mammalia; Primates; Hominidae. Gene Ontology annotation, biological process: intrinsic apoptotic signaling pathway. The record is from RefSeq and is a predicted model, not a curated record.
GUUCUGCUGACAGCCCCCACCCAGCCAGAGCUCUGCUGUAUACCGCUGGGAGUGGGGCUGGUGGGGAGCCUGGAGGUCGCCCGCUGCCCUCCCAGGGCUGCUCCAGACAGCAUUAAGACCCUGCAGGUCGAAAGUGAGACUAACAGCUGAGAGAGCUGCUCCAGGCAUUUAGGACCCUGGCUGGGGCAGGUGAGUCAGCCCAGUGGGGGCAGGGCUACUGGAACGAGGAUCUACAGUUGGAGUUGCCCCACUCUCAUGUCACCUGGAGAAAAACUGGACCCAAUUCCUGACAGCUUCAUUCUGCAACCGCCAGUCUUCCACCCGGUGGUUCCUUAUGUCACGACAAUUUUUGGAGGCCUGCACGCAGGCAAGAUGGUCAUGCUGCAAGGAGUGGUCCCUCUAGAUGCACACAGGUUUCAGGUGGACUUCCAAUGUGGCUGCAGCCUGUGUCCCCGGCCGGAUAUCGCCUUCCACUUCAACCCUCGCUUCCAUACCACCAAGCCCCACGUCAUCUGCAACACCCUGCAUGGUGGACGCUGGCAAAGGGAGGCCCGGUGGCCCCACCUGGCCCUGCGGAGAGGCUCCAGCUUCCUCAUCCUCUUUCUCUUUGGGAAUGAGGAAGUGAAGGUGAGUGUGAAUGGACAGCACUUUCUCCACUUCCACUACCGGCUCCCACUGUCUCACGUGAACACGCUGGGCAUAUUUGGUGACAUCUUGGUAGAGGCUGUUGGAUUCCUGAACAUCAAUCCGUUUGUGGAGGGCAGCAGAGAGUACCCAGCUGGACAUCCUUUCCUGCUGAUGAGCCCCAGGCUGAAGGUGCCCUGCUCACAUGCUCUUCCCCAGGGUCUCUCGCCUGGGCAGGUCAUCAUAGUGCGGGGACUGGUCUUGCAAGAGCCAAAGCAUUUUACUGUGAGCCUGAGGGACCAGGCUGCCCAUGCUCCUGUGACACUCAGGGCUUCCUUCGCAGACAGAACUCUGGCCUGGAUCUCCCGCUGGGGGCAGAAGAAACUGAUCUCAGCCCCCUUCCUCUUUUACCCGCAGAGAUUCUUUGAGGUGCUGCUCCUGUGCCAGGAGGGAGGGCUGAAGCUGGCGCUCAAUGGGCAGGGGCUGGGGGCCACCAGCGUAAACCAGCAGGCCCUGGAGCAGCUGCGGGAGCUCCGGAUCAGUGGAAGUGUCCAGCUCUACUGUGUCCACUCCUGAGGAUGGUUCCAGGGAAAUCCCGCCAGAAAACAAGAAGGGAGCCGAAGGCCCAUGGGACACGACCAACUCAGCAUUCCACUGGAGGCUAUAUGAUCAAACAGCAAACUGUUUAUCAUGAAUGCAGGAUGCGAGCAAACUCAUGACUGCUCCUGCCAACAGAAGGUUUACUGAGGGCAAUCACGUCCUGGCACCAAGCUUCUUGAGGUUGUCUACUGGGACAUCUAGGGAAUGCAGUCUUGCAAGCCUACUCUGGACCAAGCAGCUGACCCCUUCUUCCAUCCCCUUUCUCACCGUCUCUUUUGCCUAAUAAAUAUGGAGGGCUGUGUAAAGUUCAGGGCCCUUGUUCACUAGAGGCAAGGUGCCCCCUGACUCCUUCUUCCAAAUAUA